AUGGGCUGUGGAGGAUCCGUGUCCAAACAAAAUCUGAGUGAAGAAUUGGAGGCCCACCAACUGGAGCUGGAGAAUGAGCGACGCAGGUUACAAGAAAAGGAUUCCCAACUGGCCAGCGUCCAGGAGUGUUUACAGAAACAACUUCGAGGUUCAGAACAGGAGUCUGCCAAAGCAAGUCGAUCUCUGGAAGAACUUCGAAGUGAGUUGGACGCGCGACGUGAAGCACAGGCAGAUGCUUUGGCACGGCAGCGGGAAAGGCUGGUGGAGGAGCAUCAACAGGAGCUUCAGUCCAUGUUGAAGGCCCGGGAAGCGGAACAUCAGAGGCGCCUCGAAGAUCAAGCCGAAGAGCUCCGAAAGGAGGCCGCCAAUCGCAGAGAAGCAGAGGAGGCAGCCAAGGCGGAGGUGGCCGUGCAUCUCAGCAACGCCAAGGCCAGCACUUCCCAAGAGGUGCUACGGCAGAAGGCGGAGGUGGAAGCGGCGCGACUGGAGCUGAAAGUCUUGCAUAGCCAGGUGGAGCCUCUGCAAGUGGAGCACAGGGAGGCCUCUGUUCAGCUGCAUGAAGCGCGAAAGGCUCUCAGGGCUGAACAGGAGGAUCGGAUGUCUGGCGCUCAGGUGGCUGCAUUGGAACAGCGUUUAGCCGAAGCCCACAGCGAACACCAGCGUGCGGAGCAGCGCCAUGGAGACGUGACGCUCCAUCUGAAGGCUCAGCUGCGUGACCUUCAGGAUGAGCUGAAGACGCAGACCGAUGAGCUGCAACAGCGAGAUACAGUGGUUCAGCAACGCAACCAUGAACUGGCUGAUGUGAAUGGACAGCUGAAAGAUUUGCAGGGCCUGUUUGACGAGGUGAACCAUCAGCUGCAGCACGAGUGUGGCCGCAUCGAACGGCUCCAGGGUUCGGUGACGCAGUGUGCCAAACAGGCCAAAGAGUUGGAAUCUUUGCAAAACAUGCUGGAGGAAUCCCAUGUGAUGUUGGCGCAGCUGCGUGAGACACUGGAGAAGGAAAAGGCUGAACGUCUUCGGGUAGCAGGUCUGUUGGAACACGAACAGCAGAGGACACAACUCUUGUUGGACGUCCUGAAACACUUCAAGGAGAAGUUACAGGGUCUCACGCCGCAAGUGCUGCUGGGCCGCUUGGGUGACAAGGCACUCUUUGGUCGAGCUUUCGAUGAGAAAAACCUGGGAAAUUAUGGCCUGGGUGGCCUGGGUGGCCUGGGCCUUGGAACCCCAAGCCACCAAGGAAGCCACCAAGGAAGCCACCAAGGAAGCCACCAAGGAAGCCACCAAGGAAGCCACCAAGGAAGCCACCAAGGCCACUCCCAAGGGGCCCCUUCGCCCCAAACCGGGCCUGCCUUAGCGGCACCCGACUGGUUGACACCGAUGACACCGUUGACACCAUCCAUGCCGUCCAAGCCGUGUGCUGGUGCUGGAUGGUCUUUGCGCCCUGGAGUUGAGGUUCCACCGGUUCCAACGGACCAAUCCUUCAGGGUCCGGAAAGCUGCAGCUGGCGGCUUUGCCGAGGUCGCCAAGAUGCUGAGCUUCGCCGACGUGCGGCGGCGCUUGGUGCCGGCGUUUGAGAAACUGACGAAAGAUCCUCACUGGGGCGUAAAGAAGGCAGUGGCGGAAAACCUCGUCACGUUUGCCAUGACCAUGCCCGCAGACCAGCGGAGGGCCUGUUUUGAGCCCAUGGUCAACAACCUCCUGAACGACUCUUCGAGGUUCGUGAGUUGCGCCAUGUUGCAGCAACUGGGAUACUUCAUCGGUUGCUUGGAGGACGCUGCCAGUGUUCCAAAGACCUUGCUGGAGCAGUACCUCCAGGUGGUGCGAGGAUCCAUGGCAAAUCCAGAUGCAGCUGACAUGAGUUUCCAUUGUGUCUGGGUCUCGGAGACGGAGGUCAGGUCGUCUCCAUUUCUUGGCGACUUGCCACUGGCUGUCAUCGCUCCAGUCAUCGCUUAA
This is a messenger RNA of Cladocopium goreaui, 1953 nucleotides long. NCBI's taxonomy places the organism in Eukaryota, Dinophyceae, Suessiales, Symbiodiniaceae. The record is from the annotation of a GenBank genome assembly.